Messenger RNA from Entrophospora candida, 184 nucleotides. The record is from the annotation of a GenBank genome assembly. NCBI's taxonomy places the organism in Eukaryota, Fungi, Glomeromycota, Glomeromycetes, Entrophosporales, Entrophosporaceae.
CUGGCCAACUGCAAACUUGUCGAGCUAAACAUGUCAAGUGGAAAGCUAGAUGUCGAGCUUGUCAAGCUAAACAUGUCAAGUGGAAAGGCAAAUUUAGAACUAGUCAAGCUAAACAUGUCAAGUGGAAGCAAAGAGGGAAAGCUUUACAGGCUAGACAAGUAAAUUAUGAAACCGAAUGUGCCAA